Papilio polytes (common Mormon) is the source of this 435-nucleotide messenger RNA. Its product is annotated as RNMT-activating mini protein-like. Gene Ontology annotation, biological process: RNA 5'-cap (guanine-N7)-methylation. Lineage: Eukaryota; Metazoa; Arthropoda; Insecta; Lepidoptera; Papilionidae. Bases 1 to 435 code for a protein of 144 amino acids. The record is from RefSeq and is a predicted model, not a curated record. The transcript has 2 exons. Gene Ontology annotation, molecular function: RNA binding.
AUGGCGACUGAUAUUUCUGCUGAAGAUAGAGAUUUUCUGGCACAAUGCGAAGAGGAAUUAAAGGACCGGUUUACUGAGUUAGAUGAAGAUUACAUGAAAGUGUUUAAUGCUGAACAACCCAAACCUCCGAUAAUGGAGAAUUGGAGAGCAACACAAAACCGAAGAUUCAACAAUAGACGAUUCCAUCCAUAUGACAGUUCUAAUAGGAAUAGAAAUCAUGACAGAUACCAGGAUAGAGGUCACAAUGAGUAUACUAGAGGGUAUCAAGAUAGAAGCUAUGAGGAUCAAAGCUAUGACAACAGAAGACGUGUACCGCUCGAGGACCACGAGGACCACGCGGACAUCCAGCACCAAGCUACAAGCGGCCAGACCGCAGCCGGACCACCGCAGGACCGUCGCAGGACCGCGGACCAUCUUACACAGCUAAAUAAAUAA